This is a messenger RNA of Capsicum annuum, 1447 nucleotides long. RefSeq names its product 1-aminocyclopropane-1-carboxylate oxidase homolog. The transcript is spliced from 3 exons. NCBI's taxonomy places the organism in Eukaryota, Viridiplantae, Streptophyta, Magnoliopsida, Solanales, Solanaceae. The coding region runs from base 156 to 1247 and encodes 363 amino acids. The record is from RefSeq and is a predicted model, not a curated record.
UGCCUCCAUACCAAUUUUUCAAAAGGUUACUGUCACUAUAAAAUGUGAUACUGAACUUAUAUCCAAAUCAUCUUUCUCUCAUCUUCUAAUCAAAAGGUGUUUCAUAAGUACUUUUCAUUACCCAUUGUGGUACUUGCUCCAAUAAAUUAAACCUGAUGGCAGCCUCUUACACACAACAAAACUAUGACAAAUAUAGUGAACUAAAAGCCUUUGAUGACACAAAAGCAGGUGUCAAAGGUCUUAUUGAUGCUGGAAUUACUAAAGUACCUCAAAUAUUCAUCCAUCCAGACGCCUUACAAAAUAACCCCUCAAAUCCCAAAAAUACACAUUCCAAUUUCCCUUUAAUUGACCUCCAAAACAUCAGCAACAACAAGAAGGAAAUUGUUAAACAAGUUCAAGAAGCAUCAGAGACAUGGGGUUUUUUCCAAGUGAUCAAUCAUGGUAUUCCAGAGGCAGUCCUAGAUGAAAUGUUGCACGGGGCACGACGUUUUCAUGAGCAAGAUGUUAACGUUAAAAAAACAUAUUAUAGUCGAGAUGUUGCAAGGAAGGUUACGUACAAUUCCAAUUUUGAGUUGUUUAGUGAAAAAUCUCUUGCAGCAGAUUGGAGAGACUCACUAUACUCUGUCAUGGCUCCUAAUCCUGCUAAGCCUGAGGAAUUGCCUGAGACAUGCAGGGAAAUUAUAAUUGAGUACUCAGAUCAUGUGAUGAAAUUGGGAUACACAUUGCUUGAAUUAUUAUCAGAGGGACUUGGUCUCAAACCUAACCAUCUCAAAGAUAUGGGAUGUGCUGAGGGGCUAGGCAUUUUGUGCAAUUACUGCCCUAAAUGCCCACAACCAGAACUUGCCAUGGGCACAACUAGACAUGCUGAUUAUGACUUUUUCACAGUGCUUUUGCAAGAUGAUAUUGGUGGACUUCAAGUUUUUCACAAGAAUCAAUGGGUUGAUGUUCCUCCUAUUCAUGGAGCUUUAAUAAUCAAUAUUGGUGACAUUCUUCAGCUUAUAUCGAAUGACAAAUAUAAAAGCAUAGACCACAGAGUGUUGGCAAAGAAAAUUGGUCCAAGAAUAUCAGUAGCAAGUUUCUUCAGCACAGGGCCAUUUGCAUCUUCCAGAAUUUAUGGACCAAUUGAGGAGUUAUUGUCAAAAGACAAUCCUCCGAAGUACAGAACAACAACAGCAAAGGACUUCUUUGAAUAUUCUAUCAAGAAAGGACUUGAUGGCAAUUCUAAUUUGUCUCACUACAAAAUUUGAACUUCUUUUUUUUCUCUCCGAUAUUCGAUAUCCGCAUUGAAACCUAAAUAUAUUUUGAAUCACACGUUGCAGGGCCCAUUCUGGAGUUGAAAUAAUGUUUUUAAAUUUGUUUGAACCUAACAACCUUUCUAUCUAUAAAGAUAGGAAUAAGAUUUAUCCUCCUCAUACCUCACUUGUGAGUAGGAGUGGACAUGAUAUGA